Molecule: messenger RNA, 1603 nt
Organism: Gossypium raimondii (Peruvian cotton)
Lineage: Eukaryota; Viridiplantae; Streptophyta; Magnoliopsida; Malvales; Malvaceae
Exons: 8
Coding region: 8-1372 (454 amino acids)
Source: RefSeq, a predicted model, not a curated record
UGUAGACAUGGAAAACAAAGUCGGCCCAAUGAAGAACAAGAAAAAAAUAUGGGAAGGAAAAACGAAAAGAAAUGAACAAACCAGGAAAAAAGGAAGAAUGGGGAACAGCCAGUCACCUCCACCAAAUCCUCGUUUCAAUUCUGCUUCAAGAUGUCUUAGAGCUUUUACACCAAAGGAAUUAGAGGAUCUCAAAUCGCUCUUCAAUUCCCUGGCUGCACAGUCACAGACCAACGGUCAAUAUGUUUCCUCAUCUGUCUUUCAGGUUUACUUUGGGUUGAAAGGUCCUCUCGGGGAGAGAAUGUUCGAUUUGGCCACGCAGGGCCGCAAAGACGAUAAGCUUACCUUUGAAGACCUGGUGAUCACUAAAGGUACUUAUGUGAAAGGAACAAAUGAUGAGAUUGAGGAGUUUAUUUACCGAUUGUUGGAUGUCACAGAUGAUGAAAUUUUGACAAGGUCUGACUUAGACUCUGUUCUAGUCAACAUGUUUAAUCAUAUAUUCCAACUGAAAGGUUCUCAACCAGAAUCAAGUUCACAUUGCUACAUGGUGGAGACUUUUCUUAAUGCUGCAACAUUCUCAAAGGAUCAUGAGGGACGUGAUAAAAGUAUGUCUUUUGAGGAUUUCAAAAGUUGGUGUACUCUUGUACCAUCUGUGAAGAAGUUCCUUUCAAACUUAUUAGUGCCACCAGAUCCAGGGAGACCGGGAUCUAAGGUUCCUAAAUUGCAGUAUUCGGAGAACAUUGAUUCCAGUAUAUUAUUAUUGAGAGAUGAAUAUGCUUGGCAUAUGGGGGGGGCUCUAUCUCAUGAAGAGCUAGAGGAAUGGAAACUGUUGUAUCAUAGUUCAUUAAAUGGCUUAAGUUUUAACACAUUCCUGGGCAACAUAUCAAACGGUGAUGAACCAACUGUCUUGAUUAUCAAGGAUAGAGAAGGUUACAUAUUUGGAGGUUUUGCUUCUCAACCUUGGGAGAGGCAUGGUGAUUUCUAUGGGGACGUGAAGACUUUUCUCUUUCAGCUCUACCCAAAGGCAUCUAUUUUCAGGCCAACUGGAGCAAACAGUAAUUUGCAAUGGUGUGCUGUGAACUUCAGUUCCGAGACCAUCCCUAAUGGCAUUGGUUUUGGAGGACGCAUAAAUCACUUUGGCAUGUUUCUCUCAGCAAGCUUUGAUCAAGGGCAUACCUUUUCCUGUACCACUUUUAAUAGCCCUUGCCUCUCGAAGACCGCCAAAAUCUGCCCAGAAGUUAUAGAAUGCUGGGGAGUUGUUAGAAAAGGACUGGAACAAGAAACAACAGACGUUGUUAAGGGCACAGUGUUAGAAAGGUUCAAGGAGGACAGGCAUAUGCUCAACUUGGUCGGGAUUGCAAAUGCAAGCGAGUAGCAUGCACUUUUAAAUGGUCUUUGAUAAUCAUCGCAGUUCUGUACAUUAGAAUGAUUCGAAUCUGCUUUUCUAUGGUUGUGUGUUACCAGAUGCGAUAUAUGUUGCGGUUAAUGACAAAUCAAUCGCCUCUGAAGUUUGAAAUGUUGUAAUGCUAUUGACAAAAAGAAGAUUCUAUUGUCCGGUUUUAAAAUAAACUAUAACAAGGAUUAAAUAAGGCUUCUUAUUGUGAAA